AUGUCGGCGAACUCUCGGACAACCGGCGGAGUGUCUCACCUACACUAUUUCGCCGAAACUUUUUGUCCAGUGUUAGAACGAAAUAUUCGAGAUGUUGUUUCGGCUGAUAAUAUGAGAUUGUUGGUUCCGUAUGAUGAUGAAAUGGAUGAAGAAGAACAAGCAUUUAAAGAGGCAAUUGAAGAAAGAUUAAUUGAGGCUGUUGAUGCUGCUCUUACUGCAAUGGUCAUAAAGUACAGGUUUGUUUUUUUCCUUUUGUUUAAAAUAAAAUCGUUGUUUUCGAUCUAAAUAUAGAGUAUUUGUCGUCUUUAAGGGUCCUAUGAAUGUUUUUCAGUUAG
Molecule: messenger RNA, 335 nt
Organism: Caenorhabditis angaria
Lineage: Eukaryota; Metazoa; Nematoda; Chromadorea; Rhabditida; Rhabditidae
Source: the annotation of a GenBank genome assembly